This is a messenger RNA of Labeo rohita (rohu), 629 nucleotides long. Its product is annotated as adhesion G protein-coupled receptor E1-like. Lineage: Eukaryota; Metazoa; Chordata; Actinopteri; Cypriniformes; Cyprinidae. The record is from RefSeq and is a predicted model, not a curated record. The transcript is spliced from 6 exons. Bases 135 to 629 code for a protein of 164 amino acids. Gene Ontology annotation, molecular function: calcium ion binding.
CUAAAACAAAGGACGAGAAGUAAGAGUUAAAAAGAAACUUACUGGAUAAAUUACAACAAAAAUAAAGAUUUCUUCUGGAAGUUCAUAUAUAAGAAACCAAAGCAUCAACAGACAGGAAUCUCACAGCAGUUAUAAUGUUUCCUAACAUGCAGCUUAAGCGGACACUUUUUCUUUUUGGUCUGUUCCUGUGGUCUAGUGAAUCUCUCAGAUGCAACAUUGGAUUCAGUCAAAGGAACAACAGCUGUGUUGAUACAAAUGAGUGUUUGAUGGUUCCGGGUGUGUGUGGCAAUCACUCUCAGUGUUUCAACACAAAUGGAGGUUACUACUGCACCUGUAAUGCAGGAUUUCGGUCAACAACACCCAAUUUCACAGCAACAACGGGAGAGUGUAGGGACCUCAAUGAGUGUUUUGAGAAAACACAUGAAUGCCCUGGUAGUAAGGUGUGUAAAAACACCAUUGGCUCUUAUGAGUGCUCCUGUCCACUUGGAUAUCAUGAAACAAGAACAGACUCAGAAUGUGAAGUGAAUCUAAUAAAUGUAGCAUUGGAUUUGCAAGAAGAAACAGUAUCUGUAUUGAUGAGAAUGAGUGUGCGACGCAGAGUCCGUGUGGAGAUCACGCUCAGUGUGUAA